Messenger RNA from Ruditapes philippinarum (Manila clam), 3661 nucleotides. RefSeq lists its product as uncharacterized. Bases 222 to 1580 code for a protein of 452 amino acids. The transcript has 11 exons. NCBI's taxonomy places the organism in Eukaryota, Metazoa, Mollusca, Bivalvia, Venerida, Veneridae. The record is from RefSeq and is a predicted model, not a curated record.
UUAUAACCAUUACAGCUGUUGCUUACCCACGUCAUAAUCCUUUAAAUAUAUGUAAUCAUAAACAAAUGGAAACUCGAUAGUUGAUGUACAUAUUGAUAAUAAAAACGUGUCAUGGCUUUUAAUAAGAAGCUGAAAAUGAAAGUGAUCUAUGAAGUGAAUAUAUUUAUCUCUACAUGGAACUGGUUUAUAUAUGAAUAGUGAAGCGACAACUUUGGAUUAUCAUGGCCAUCACAUAUAACUACAGUGCUUUAGUGAAUAUACUAUCAAGAAGUGAAAAUUGUUCGUCAGGUAAUAAAUGGAUAUGGAAACAUACAUCACAAUGUGUUGAGGAGACGGGACAUUUAGCUGGUUUCAUAUUUGGUAGCUUUGCUAUUGCACUGUCUGCAGUUUCUUAUUUAAGUUUAAGCGUUAUACACGUGCGUCGGAUAAACAAGUCCCAUACAAGUAGUAGCAUUGUGACCACAGUAUUACACUGGUUUUCAGAACUCAGCGCUUUGAUUGGAGCAUUUCUAUCUCUUCAACUACCAACACAGAUCAUAUAUAGUGCUGUCUUACUCAGUAUUCACACGAUAUGUUUUAUUUACGUGUGUAUCAAUCAAAACAUCAAAACUUUACGGAAUGUAACAACAGAUAAAAAAGGCUCGUUGUUGCUAAGGGCAUUUCUGUAUCCAUGUAUUUUGAUAAUGCCUAUAAUGUUCACCACUAUGCUGACACUAAAAUCAUUUCCAAAUGUGAAGGAGCGCUUUGACAAUAUUAACGAAAACACAGUGUCAUUUUAUAAGACUGGGAUGACAAUAUCUUUCUAUACUGGUUAUAAUCUUGGAAUAUUAGCAGCUAUUCUACUGUGUGGUGCACGAUCUGUAGAAGUUGUUCACUUGUUAAGGUAUAUGGACAAUCACAGAUGUAUACCCUGUGUGUAUAUGACCAGUAUAUUGGGAGGUAUCAGCUAUAUAUACAGUGUCUUAUCUCAAAGUUUGUCACUAGUAUUUAUUUACCAUACUUUACCCUGGACGUUACCAAGAUUAAUUACUGUCGGGAUAGAUGUCGGUAUAUUUACACAGCAUUUAUUGUAUACAAAACAAAGCAGAAAAAGAAAAAUAUCAAACGAAGAUGCAGAAACUUUAUUGAGUUCAGAAGAAGAUACCGAUUUCUCCGACGACGGUAGUGAGGAAGUUAUUUGGAUGCCAUUAAAAACAUUUGAUUAUCCAACAAACUAUCAAAUAUCAAGACUCCAGAUUGUGUCGGAAUCAGAGCCUAUUGAUCUGAAUAUUGAUGACAAUGAAGUAGAGCCCGUGAAUAAUUCAGCUAACGAUAUAGACAGUAAAGUGAACACUGAGAACUCUGACAAGAUGAUAGAGGAUAAUCAUAUAACAGCUGGUGACGUAGUGUCCACUCAAGACGACAUUGCUGAAAUAGAACUAAUAAAAGAUGAUCUCCAAUCUGACAUUGAAACAAGUAGUUCCGAGUCUGACAGUAGCAAACAUAUAGUGACUAACAAUAAUAUUGUAAAGAAAAAUAUUGCAACAUUAGCUGAGGUUAGCAAAGAAGAGAAAAUAGUGUCAUGGAUGAAUAGUAAAUAGAUAUGUGGAAUGCAAAACAAUUCUGUUUGAAAUAUAUAUAGAAAAAAAAGAAAAACAAAGCAGACUUUCCGGAUAAUUGCAUUUGACUUUUGAAUCGGUGUUUUUCUGGCAUAUAAUUCCCAAAUGCAUGUUAGGAUGCAUCCAUAACAAACAAACAAACAAACGUCAAAACAACAGCAGAAACAACAGCAGCAACACCAAAAUAACUAACAUAAAACAAACCAUAAUACCAUAUAAAUAUCGAGAGAAAGAAAAACGGGACCAUAGACCAACUGAGGUCCAUAAUAUUUAAGAAAUCAAUGUACCGGAACGCACUAUCAGAUACAGCCUCUACUGGUCAUGACGCGUCUUUUAGAGCUUCAGUGGUUGGUGAGGAAGAACAAAAAUAUUUUGGCCUCGUUUUUUAUUAUUUAUAUAUUAUUACAUUACCACAAUUAUCGUACUAGAUAACCAAAACAUACUAAGUUUGCUUGUUUUGGUUUUACGGCGUACCAACACAAUUAAGGACACAUGGCGCCGAAAAACUGUGUUUUGUGGGCAUGAUAACAUGAUCAAAUAAAUAGUUUUUCUUAUUGAAACAAAUAGUAUACAAUUUAUGUUAACAGAAUGAUGUUGUAAGGGAGGCCACUGUUACUAGUUAAAAAAAUAUUUGUGCAUGUACAUAUUGGUUAUUUCGCUUCUGUUGUACAUAGUGUUUGUAAAAUACGGCAACGUACAGUUUCUAGUACAUGUAUUAGGAAAUCAAACUGGCAAUCAGUUAUUGGAGGUUUAGAGACUAGCAGAUUAGCGCAAAAUGAUGUAACUUUGUAGGAGAAUCCAGUAGUUUUACAACGGAGUCCUUAGGGUUUCUAUGUCAUUUAAAUGCUUUCGAAUGCUUAAAAGGGCGAAAUAUCCAUUACACUGUAUUUAUACCAUCGAACUAUUUUUGGGGAGGCUAUGCCUCCCCAAUGUUAAUACCGUUUGUCAAAUCUUACUGCCGCGGUAAUCAGGUCAAAAAAUAGUACCUUGAUCUUUUUUAAGCUGACUCAUCAGUCAUCACAGACAUUUACAAUAUGAAAAUAUUUUCAUUCUUUAACUUCAUAUCUGCAAUUUGUGAAUAUAAUAAUUCUCUGAAAAAUUCUUGAUUUUUGUUUGUUUAUUUUUUCAAAAUCACUACUCCGUGACGUCAUACUGCCGCGGUAAUCAAGUUUAGGCAUACGUACGUUGGUCAUAAAUAGUUCUGGUAUGAAAACCCUUCUACAUAAUAACUUUAUCAAUAUUUUUUUAACAAAAAGCACAAAUGAAAAUUUAUAGGUAAAUGCUUUAAUUAGGUGGCAAAUAUUCUUUAUUAUUUUUGAUAACAAUUUUCCAAUUACUACGCAGCGACCAACUGUUUAUGACGGGUCAUUAUCUAGAACGUUGAACACCGUAGUCUCAAUAUCAUGCAUGUUCUUUUGUUGUUAUAAACCAUUAAUAGUUCUUAAUAUUUUUUAAAUACAAAUAAUGGUAAACUGUCGCUUACAUCAGAGACCUGGAUCAUGCUUGCGUGAUAACUAAGGAAAACUAACUUAUUAGUACACCUUAGGAGGCUGUACGCGGAAAACGCUCAUAAACCGCUAUAUCAUAUAGCUGUUAGUAAAUAUUUUGCAUACAUUUAACUAAAAAUUCACUGAUGGUGAUGAACAUAUAGGUUGAAAACAUUAUAUUCUUAAACCAUGUAUCGCCGAAAAAAAAACUAUUUAACUACAAAAUCCAUAAGGACUCUUCGACAAAAUUUCACCACAAGAUUACAUUUUAUAUUAGCAAAAUAAAAAAAGCAAUACUUAUAUUUUCAUAUUACAUAAUUCAUUAAUCAAACUUUUAACAUAAAAGUAUCUUUUAAAAAUAUGUCUGGCAAUUGACAGAUCCCUACUCUGAUCUUUUAUUUGUAUAGGAAUAAAUUUAAACAUGUGCUCUUUUGUUUAGGAAUAUUUUGUAGUGAAAGUCUUCACGGGGGUGGAACCCCAUAUGAAUCUCAAAAAUGAGCAUCGGUAAAAAUGAUAUGUGAAUUUCCGCUGCACCAGAUGUGAAGCAUAACACCAGAUGUGACUGGAAAAAUAGGC